AGCGCACUAAAGCUACUUCAUUUCAUAUGCCAGUGAAGUCAUGGGGGCUGUGUUUCUCAGCCUUUACUGACAGCUGAGAGUCUUUUUUUAACAAGACAUUAAACGGAGAGCCCUGUUCAUCAUAAGCUGCCAGGUCAGGCGUGAACAUGGAGUCUAUGCUUAAUAAGCUAAAAAGCACCGUCACCAAGGUGACGGCAGAUGUCACCAGCGCUGUUAUGGGCAACCCGGUGACACGGGAGUUUGAGGUUGGACGACAUAUUGCCAGCGGGGGUCCUGGCUUGUGCUGGAGGAUCUAUAACGGCACCAAGAAGUCCACCAAACAGGAAGUCGCAGUGUUUGUGUUUGAUAAGAAGACGGUUGAUAAGUAUCAGAAAUUUGAGAAGGACCAAAUUGUGGAUUCGCUGAAAAAAGGGGUGCAACAGCUGACCAGACUGCGUCACCCGCGUCUCCUGACUGUGCAGCAUCCUCUUGAAGAGUCACGAGACUGCUUGGCGUUCUGCACGGAGCCUGUGUUUGCCAGUCUGGCCAACGUGCUGGGCCAGAGGGAGAACCUGCCCACCCCCCUGCCCACCGACAUCAAGGAGUACAAACUGUACGACGUGGAGACCAAGUUUGGACUGCUGCAGAUCUCCGAGGGAUUGUCUUUUCUCCACAGCGGGGUGAAAAUGGUCCACGGCAACCUGUGUCCAGAGAACAUCAUCCUGAACAAGAGCGGAGCCUGGAAGAUCAUGGGCUUUGACUUCAGCAUCUCCUCCAACAACCCCUCAGACGCUGAGCCUAAGUACACAUGUAAAGAGUGGGAGCCCAACCUCCCCCCACUCUCCCUCCCUAACCCCGAGUACCUGGCCCCCGAGUACAUCCUGUCCGUCAGCUGUGACUCCGCCUCCGACAUGUACUCGCUGGGCGUGGUCAUGCAUGCCGUCUUCAACGAGGGCAAGCCUGUUUUCCAAGUCAACAAGCACGACAUAUUCAAGAGCUUCAGCAGGCAACUGGACCAGCUGAGCAGCAUAAGUCCAGCAGUGCUGAACAAGCUCCCAGAGGAGGUUCGGGAACACGUCAAGAUGCUGCUCAGCGUCACACCCAACGUGCGACCGGAUGCUGAUCAGAUGACUAAGAUUCCAUUUUUUGACGACGUGGGUGCUGUGACCCUGCAGUACUUUGACUCCCUCUUCCAGAGAGACAAUCUACAGAAGUCCCAGUUCUACAAAGGCCUCCCUAAAGUCCUGCCCAAACUCCCCAAGAGAGUGGUGGUGUAUCGGAUCCUUCCGGCUCUGACCUCAGAGUUUGUGAACCCGGACAUGGUUCCCUUCGUGCUGCCCAACGUGCUGCUGAUCGCAGAGCAGUGCACCAAGGAGGAGUACGUCCGGCUCAUCAUGCCCGACCUCACGCCUGUUUUCAAGCAGCAGGAGCCCAUUCAGGCUAGUAACAUGAUCCUGCUGAUAUUCCUUCAGAAGAUGGACCUGCUAUUGACCAAGACCCCCUCAGAGGAGAUUAAGAACAGCGUGCUGCCGAUGGUCUACAGAGCCCUGGAAGCGCCUUCUGUACAGAUCCAGGAGCUGUGCCUGAACAUCAUCCCAACGUUUGCCAACCUGAUCGACUACCCGUCCAUGAAGAACGCUCUCAUCCCUCGAAUCAAAUCUGCAUGCCUACAGACCUCUUCACUUGCUGUACGAGUGAACUCCCUGGUGUGUCUGGGGAAGAUUUUGGAAUAUCUUGACAAGUGGUACGUCAUCGAUGAGAUCCUGCCCUUCCUACAACAGAUCCCCUCCAGAGAACCAGCAGUACUCAUGGGGAUUCUGGGAAUCUAUAAGUGCACCUUCAGCCACAAGAAGCUGGGCAUCCCCAAAGAACACCUUGCCACCAAGAGCCUGCCCCACCUGGUCUCUCUGAGUAUAGACAACAACCUCAACCUUAGCCAGUUUAACUCGUUCAUGGCGGUCAUUCGGGAAAUGCUGAAUCGGAUGGAGGCCGAACACAAGACCAAGUUGGAGCAGCUGCACAGCAUGCAGGAGCAGCAGAGGAGUAUAAACAUCCCAAACCCAGGGAACCAGACAGAGAUGAACAAGAGCUCUCCUAACAGCAGCAACCAGAUUGAUGAUAUCUUCGGCUCCUCAGGGGUUAAUGGGAAAGAGAAUGGACCUGCAGCAGCCGCCCCACAGCCUAAUAGAAUGUCUCUGACUCUGGAGGAGAAGCAGCGAUUGGCUAAGGAGCAGGAGCAGGCCGCCAAGCUGAGGAACCAGCAGCCGUUAGCGCCUCAGAGCAUCAAACCAGCCAACACUUCCAACACCAAGACUAAAGAUCUGACCAGCAGCCUGCUCAACAACAUGACCUCGCUAAACAGCCUCUCAUUGGCCAACACGGCUCGCCCCUCCCCAAUGCAGGGCUCCACCAUCGCUGCCUUCCCCUCCCCCGGCCCCAUGGUGGGCUCCAUGGGCGCCCCGGUCUCCAACGGCUUCAACCCGUCCAUGGGCUUCCAGGCAGGGGGCAUGGGGAUGGGCAUGCGUCCUGCGGGCCCCGGCCUCUACAGCGGCAUGGCAACCACCACCAGCACCCCCAACUUCGGAGCUCUGACGCAGAGUCAAGGACCCCUCGGGCAGACCAAUAAAGAUCUGUCAGCGUUGGACAGUCUUUUUAAACCCAGCCAGCCCAAAGUCACCCUCAACCAAAUGGCCCCGCCCAGCACCAACGCCCCGUGGCUCAAUCAGUUUGGUUCGGCCCAGAACGCUCAGACUCAGAUGCACGCUGCUCCUGUUGCUAUGGGAGGGGUGCCCAGCAGCUUCGGGAUGCAAGCAAACCCUUUUUUCAGCCCGCAGAACUUUGCUCCACCCUCCGCUGCUGCCCCCAGCCCCCUGGACCAAAGUGGAAUUAAACAUAGCGCAUCUGUCAACAACGAUCUGAAAGACUUGUUCGGCUAGAUUGCCAGGUUAAACAUAUUAUUUUAGUAACUUUGGAUAAAAGAACCUUGGACAAGACACUGAUUGAAUGUGAAGAUUUCAAAUCCGAUCAAGGGCGUUGCUGUGUGUAUUUUUAAACAUGAUCUAGUAUAAAUUCUGUUCACAUUCGGCUGGCAAAUUAACCUGCGCCUGAUUCAAUUUCUACUUGACCACAAGGACAAAAGGCUGGGGUGGGUACUAAUUCUUCUAAGCUGUGUUUCUUUACAUGCUGCGGUUUCCUACUGAUUUUCUACUUGACAUUCUCGGGCGUCCCAACGUCGUGAGUUGAGAUGAAUCCCAACUCAGUUAAUUCAGGAGAGUUUUGUGUUCAUAUCAUGAGUGGCUGAAUCACCCCUCAAAAUUGGCAGAAAAAGAAGGAAAAAAGUGGCUUCUGCUCAGUUUCAUGCUGCUGUAUCUUUAUUGCUUAUCCGGACUAUUUUAGGAUUGGCUGCAUGUCUAAAGGGAUCAGAGAGUUGGCUUAAAAAAAAAUGUCAGAGCCCAGUGGGAGGGUAGCACUGAUCUGCAUCCAGGAAGCUCCUCCAGGGACAAUCUGAAAUGAGGAAAAUAGAAAGCCCAACAGUCGCAGUUUAGAUGAGAGAGGUAGCCCCACUGCAGUCCGUCUCCAUGGUAACUGUGUCUCUGCAGCACCUCAGAGUGGACUGAUGAUCCAGUUUGCUCUUCUUUUUUUUUUUUUACCCUUUUGUCUUAUUCUUUCAACAUCAGGUUUAAAAGCUGCAAAACAUGCUCUUAUUUGUUUGUUUCGACUUCCAAGCAAGCAUGUUGAAAAGGGAAGGGUUACUGUUCUCUGGUUGGUGACGAACCUUUCACCUCCUCUGGUAACUAAAACAUCUGGAAAUGCAGUAUGGACAAUUUAUGUGUCUAGUGGAAUGGGAUGUGUGGAGUAGCUAUUACAGCGGCGUCCUUUAAAAAGAUGCUAAUGCUAAAGGCAAACGUGAAGGACCACAUGCACUGCUUAGGCUGUUGUGCCUUACAUGGGUACAUGUGUAGGAUUAGACAGACAGCGCUCAUCUGUUACUCAAGUAUUAAUAAUUUCACUUUUUAACCCGCUGUCUUUGCUUCUCAAAUUACUUGCUUUGUCGCAUGCUACUGAACUUGACCACAAAAGAUCUAAAGCUUAUUUUCCGAUAAAGAUUCCAGUGAAAAACUAUUUGGAAGUUUAUAAGCGUCUCCAAAUCCUCCUUCCUGUUGACCAGUUUAUACAAUGAUAAAGAUGAUCGCUAUAUAUUUUCAGCACUUUUCAGCUGUCUGAGGACCAGUGCUGGUUAUGAAGAAGUGUAUAUAUGAUAUAGUUAUUUAAAGAUGGGUUGCUCUGUGAGGGCCUUGGCAUUUUUACAUCCCUGUGAUAAUGGUUGAGAGGCCUUAGAUGAGUUGGUGCAAUAAUCCUCUUUGGUUGUUAAGCGUGAACAUGGAAUGGCUCCUUACAUUAAUCUCCACCCGACAGAAAGAAAACUACAUAGGAUUGUCAGAUUUCUAAAAAUGUGUACUCAUUCUAAAUCUUACAUUUUGGAAGAUAACUACACCACUUUAGGGUUUUUAGAUGAACCUCGGUCACAGUGUGUUCAGUGAUUGUUAAUACGCCGUUUGUUACUGGAUUCCUUUCUGUGUAUUAAUGCCUCUUUAACAAGGUGAGCUCCUUCAAUCCGCAUGGCCGUGUGAAUUUGACUCUACAUUCCCCAAUCUUUGUCAUACAAGACUACAAAUGUUUCAGUGAUUCGGCGUAAAUUGUGUGGUGGUUUUGAUUUCAUCUCAAGUGGAUGUGAUCUGUGAAGCGUGCGUCACAUUAUCCUAGCAGAACUCCAAAGCAGAAAGCUUAUUCUUCUAUGAGAUUGUUUGUAUACCACUGCUGUCGAUAUGUGUGUAGUGUUGCCCUUCUAUUACUUGUUGAGGUGCUGGUCUCUGAGGUGGUUCACUGAAAAUCUGUACAUAUAAAGGAAAGUACACAAUCGAACCUCUCAAAGGCUGCUGGUUAUUUGUGUGAUGGCUUGAAUCACUGCAUCAGACCGUGGAGUUUAAAUCACUUUAAUGUAGAAAUGAAGUGCAGAAAUGGCAGUAUUUUUGAAAUGUUUAUGCACAUUAGCAGACAGCUUUAAAUAUACAUCUAAGUCAACUUUUUGGUUCAAGGUAAAAAAGGUAAACAAUAUAUAUAUAUAUAUAUUUUUUUUUUUUAAAGAACCCUGAUUAAAAGACAGUAUUCAUGAAUCAUAAACAUGUUAGGAUGCUAAAAAGAGGUAUUUUUCUUUCAUUAAUAGUACUUCCCUGAUUCAUUAUGUCUGUGCUAUAAUAUUGCCGGACAGUUUUAAACAAAAUAAAUCCUAGUCGAUGCAGCAGAACACAAGGUAUUUCUUUUUUAUUUCAUGCACUUGUGAUUAUAUUACCCACAAUGCAACUUGGCGGUUGACAUUCUGGUCAAAGGUUUGGCAGUGUUAUGCUUCUUGCUGCUAUUGUAGCCUGAAGCUGAAGCCUCAAACAAAGAUAAGUUCUCAACACCCCAAGAUGUUUUAAAUUGUCUUUAGCGCCAACUGACUCUAUUUUUUUAUUUAAGUGACAUCGCUCGAGUCAAUUUUGAUCAGAUUUAACUUAUAUUUGGAGUCCCAAAAGCUUUAUACAACAUUAUCCACAUAAGCAAGAGUGCUCCCCAAUACCUGUAAACAGACAGAGCAAUGUCAUAUCAGUGGAGUUCCCCUUUCAUCUGAACGCAACCUGAUUAAAACCCAAAAAACGUAUCUUUAUGAUGUCUUAAAGUAACCUAACCAAAGCUUCUAAAUCUAAUCAUAGAAAGCAAUGCCAAUAUAAGGCACUAGAGGGGAUAAGUUAAAGUGGACCUAUCAUGCUAUAUUUGAAUAAUAUGUUGUAGGGCCAUACCUAUAUAAAACAUGUCUGUGAA
Molecule: messenger RNA, 5838 nt
Organism: Notothenia coriiceps (black rockcod)
Lineage: Eukaryota; Metazoa; Chordata; Actinopteri; Perciformes; Nototheniidae
Gene: scyl2
Product: SCY1 like pseudokinase 2
Exons: 19
Coding region: 147-2915 (922 amino acids)
Biological process (GO): protein phosphorylation
Molecular function (GO): ATP binding; protein kinase activity
Source: RefSeq, a predicted model, not a curated record